Messenger RNA from Cinclus cinclus, 2650 nucleotides. RefSeq names its product ArfGAP with FG repeats 1 (gene AGFG1). The record is from RefSeq and is a predicted model, not a curated record. Gene Ontology annotation, cellular component: cytoplasmic vesicle. Gene Ontology annotation, molecular function: GTPase activator activity. Bases 103 to 1866 code for a protein of 587 amino acids. NCBI's taxonomy places the organism in Eukaryota, Metazoa, Chordata, Aves, Passeriformes, Cinclidae. The transcript has 14 exons.
CCGCCCGGCCCCUCUCCCGCCGGCCGAGCCCCGGAGCGCCGCCGCCGCCGGGGUGUGAGCGGGGCCCGGCGCCGUGCCGGGCCGUCCCUCGCCGGCGGGGCCAUGGCCGCGAGCGCCAAGCGGAAGCAGGAGGAGAAGCACCUGAAGCUGCUGCGGGAGAUGAGCAGCCUCCCGCCCAACCGCAAGUGCUUCGACUGCGACCAGCGGGGCCCCACCUACACCGACAUGACCGUGGGCAGCUUCGUGUGCACCUCCUGCUCCGGCAUCCUGCGGGGCUUGAAUCCACCCCACAGAGUGAAGUCGAUUUCAAUGACUACAUUCACACAACAGGAAAUAGAAUUUCUGCAGAAACAUGGAAAUGAAGUGUGCAAACAGAUUUGGCUAGGCCUAUUUGAUGAUAGAUCAUCAGCAAUUCCAGACUUCAGGGAUCCACAGAAAGUAAAGGAAUUUCUACAGGAAAAAUAUGAAAAGAAAAGAUGGUAUGUUCCUCCAGAGCAAGCAAAGGUGGUGGCAUCAGUCCAUGCAUCCAUAUCGGGGUCUUCUGCCAGUAGUACAAGCAGCACACCUGAGGUGAAGCCACUGAAAUCUCUCUUGGGAGAAGCUGCACCCGCACUGCACUUAAAUAAGGGCACACCUAGCCAAUCUCCUGUUGUAGUUCGAUCUCAAGGACAGCAGCAACAAGAAAAGAAACAAUUUGACCUCCUCAGUGACCUUGGCUCAGAUAUCUUUGCUGCUGCUCCUCCUCAGUCCACUGCUACAGCGAAUUUUGCUAAUUUUGCACACUUCAACAGUCAUACAGCGCAGAACUCUGCCAAUGCAGGUUUUGCAAACUUUGAUGCAUUUGGACAGUCUAGUGGCUCGAGUAAUUUUGGAGGUUUCCCCACAGCAAGUCAGUCUCCUUUUCAGCCCCAAAAUACAGCGUUCAGAACGCUUUCAUCUAGCUGCAGUUUUGGUGAAUUUACUUCAGCUUUUCCUCUCCAGGCUGUACACAGUGGAAGUGCUGGAUCAGUGAAUGCUAAUUUUGCUCACUUUGAUAACUUCCCCAAAUCCUCCAGUGCUGAUUUUGGAUCCUUCAAUGCUUCUCAGAGCAACGCCACAGCAACUGCAGCCAGUAAAGCUGCAGUGAAUAAACUGAAUCUUCAGUCAGCUGACAAAUAUGCAGCUCUUGCUAAUUUAGAUAAUAUCUUCAGUGCAGGGCAAGGUGUGAGUGAGCAGGGAGGUGGCUUCAGCACAGCAGUGUCCUCAGCAGGCCCUGCACUGUCAGCCCCCAGCCAGUCAAGUGCAUCUUCAGACAAGUACGCGGCGCUGGCGGAGCUGGACAGCGUGUUCAGCUCCACGGCCACCUCCAGCAGCGCGUACACUGCCACCAGUAACGUCAGCAGCAAUGCUUUUGGAACAGUACCUGUGGCUGCUACUGCACAGACACAGCCUGCAUCUUCAAGUGUGCCUGCUCCAUUUGGAGCAACACCUUCCACAAAUCCAUUUGUAGCUGCCCCUGUUGCCCCAGUGGCACCUUCAACAAAUCCAUUCCAGACCAAUAGCCGAGGAGCAACAGCAGCAACAUUUGGUACUGCAUCCAUGAGCAUGCCGGCAGGAUUUGGAACUCCUGCCUCCUACAGUCUUCCUACUAGUUAUAGUGGCAACUUCCAGCAGCCCACGUUCCCAGCCCAGGCAGCUUUCCCUCAACAGACUGCUUUUGCUCAGCAGCCAAAUGGAGCAGGUUUUGCUACAUUUGGGCAAGCAAAGCCUGUAGUAACUCCUUUUGGACAAGUUGCAGCUGUUGGAGUAUCUAGUAACCCUUUUAUGGCUGGUGCACCAACAGGACAAUUUCCAACAGGAAGCUCAUCAACCAAUCCUUUCUUAUAGCCUUAUAGACACUUUACCCAAAAGAACUCUUAUGUGGUCACAUAACAUCUCUGCGCCUCUUGCACUGUUGUCUUGUUUCACUGAUAUUAGCUUUAAACACAAAAGAAGUCUUUAAGAAGUAAAAAUAAAAGCCUGCAUUGUGUACCUUUAAAAAAUUUCCAAAAGGAAAAAAAAACCACCUGACACAAAGAACAAGAAAACCAACCCCCCACCAGGUAAUAACGUGCAAAACAGAGGGCUGUGGUAACAUCCUUGAACCUGUGAAGUGACAGGUAAAACGUAGCGGUAUCAUGUGUAUUAAAAUUGGCUAAUAAGUUAUUGCAGAUACCACACUCAUUAUGCUGCAGUACUGUACAUAUUUUUCUUAGAAAAUAGCUAUUUGUGCAUAUCAGUAUUUGUAACUUUAACACAUUGUUGUGUGAAAAAUGUUACUGGGGAAUAGAUCAGCCACUUUAAGGUGCUGUUGUAUCUCUUGGAAUGAAUGAGCUGCAUCAUUUUAACCAUUGGUAUUAGAAGUCAUGAAGUUAAAUUGAAGGUUUGUUCAUUUCUCAAAAUGUUUUCCUUUCCUAAGAGCUCUUCUAUUUAUACAUGCCUAAAUCUCUAACAUUAGAGGGAUACCUGUCUGCAUAAUAAAGCUGAUCAUGUUUUGCUACAGUUUGCAGGUGAAAAAAUAAAUAUUAGAAAAAAAAAUGUGUAGCAUUAUUUCUGUGCAGUAACAUUUACUGGAAGAAAAUGUACACGCUGUGUCUUGUACACAGAUGAGGUGUCCAAAGCAAAGUGUUUA